Molecule: messenger RNA, 1272 nt
Organism: Homarus americanus (American lobster)
Lineage: Eukaryota; Metazoa; Arthropoda; Malacostraca; Decapoda; Nephropidae
Product: collagen alpha-1(XI) chain-like
Exons: 4
Coding region: 1-1272 (423 amino acids)
Source: RefSeq, a predicted model, not a curated record
AUGGUGCUGCUCGCCAGCUACUCCACGAAGGCACACACGACCAAGGAAUGGGAGACCGGUUCCGUAGGCAUCAAGCAGAACGUGAAACGCGGAAUGGGGCCGCCAGAACCUUUCGGUAAGGGUACUCUGUCCCGAAAGCCUCAAAGGCCCUCAACGGGCGGUGGCAUCCUCAGAGACCCUCCCAGUGUUUGUAAGCACACCCAGGAGGCCCUUCCAGGAGCAAUGGCACUCCCAGGGGCCCUUCCAGGAGUGUUAGCAUCCCAGUUCGGCUCAGGGUCCGUGGCACCCCUAGGGGCUCUCCAUCGAGCGACCCCAGGGCAGGGGUUCCCAGGGUCCCUGCCAGGAGCCGGCAGCCUCCAAGGGGCCUACAAGGGAAGGAGUGCGCUCAGGGGUACGCGCAGGGGCCCUGCCAAUGGAGGUUGCACCCUCAGGGCCCUGCCAGUGCGAUGGUGGUCUCAGGAACCCUCCAGAGCGUUGGCGCCUCAGGGGGCGGUGGCACCCCCAGCAGCCCUCCCACCGGCUUUGAACCCCAGGGUCCCUCCAGAGGCAGCAGGAUACCAGGGGUCUUUCCAGGGGCAGUGGCCUUCCAGAAGGCAGCGCCCCAGGGGGCCCUUUCAGGGGGUUUGUGCCCCAGGUGGCACACGCAGGGCUCUGCCAAUGGGAGGCAGCACCACGGGGCAGGAGACGGUCUCAGAGCCCCUCCCAGGGGGCGGUGGCGCCCUCAGAGGCCCUUCCAAGGGCGGCGCCACUGGGGUUCGUUCUAGGGAUAGCAGUGGCCCCAGGAACCCUCUCCAGGGCAGCGUCACCCCUGGUGGCUUUGCAGGGACAGGAAUCGCCCCAGAAGCCCUCCUAGAGCAACAGGGCCAACAGGGGCCCUCCAGAGUUUGGGGUUGCGCCCGUGGGGGCCCGUGCCAAUGGAGUGGCACCUUCAGGGGCCCUGUAGGGGUGGUGGCGGUCUCACACGGGCCCUCCCAGGGGACGGUGGCAGCCCAGGGCCCUACCCAGGGCGGUCUUCUUAAAGGCGCCGGCGCCCUCAGGAGCCUUCCGAGGGGCAGUGGCAGCCCCAGGGACCCUCAGGGUUGUAGUGCCCUGGGGUCCUGCCAGGGCAGUGGCACCCUGGGGGCCCUCCCAGGAGUUGGCAUCCUAGGGUCCUUCCAGGGCGGUGGAAUCCCUAAGGGCCCUCCAGGAUCGGUGACACCCCGAGGGGCCUUUCCAGGCGGUGGUACUCCCAACGGCCCGGCCAGGAGCAUUGGCGCCCUCAGGGGCCUCUAG